AUGAAUAUAGACGCUACUACCAAUUAUUCAGGAGCCUUGAUCUUCUGGGCAUAUAUCGCAGCUGCCCUGGCCUCUACUGGAGUUGUCUUGAACACCAUUAGACAGUCAUACCUCCAGAACAAUGGCAGAUCGGAAAUCCCUCCUUUACUCAAAAUCCUGGCCAUAUCCAGUUUCGCUACCCUUUCCUACUAUAUGCUCAACUUCUUGAUCCUCUCCUACCAACAAUGGACAGCUCGCCAUAAUAUCCCUUUGGGAGCCUUGAUCGGAUCAAACAGGACACCUCUACAUUUGUGGCAAUGGUCAAUCACCUCUUCACUAUUUCGGAAUUUUGGAGAAGCCAUCGUGGCCACCAAAUCUCGUUAUCUGCUUUCUUCCUCUGGUUUGUGGUCUACUCUGGCGGUCACAAUAUACAUGGGCAUCGAGGGCAGAAGAUGCAAAGUACCCAAUCUCUGGGCUUUCUUUGCACUUCUCGAGAUCCUGCCUACUUCGUUUACACAAACGCUGUUUUAUAUCAUGCUUUGCACUAAGCCACAGUCGGCGAACUCGAAUCAUCAACUGCUGUCUUACUGGCCUUUCUGGUAUUCUGUGCCUCUGCUAUACAACUAUUGCCUCAGCAAAGCACCCGAUUAUGCCGGGGAGGGAGAGUGGCUCAUCUAUACUAUCCUUGCUGCGCGUCUGUUGCUUGUUCUCCCGCUGGUUCUUCCUCUGCGCAGCUUGAGCAAUGAAGCUCCAGGAACUAGCCCCAAUACAUUCCAGCAUGUGGCCACUCUACGCUUAUUCACCUUCUCGAUGACUGUUCAAUAUCUCACUCAAAAGAGGAUCGGAGAUCUGGGGCCGUGGGACCAGAUGCCUGCAGUCUUGUUCGAGGCAUUGAACAGUCACCCGGCAGUCCAGACUUUGAGCUACGAUCUGUUACACAGUGUUGUUGCUUUUGGUUGUUGGAUGCUACGGAAGGAACAUGCUGAACUAGUUGUGGCUGAUGGAGCANAAGAGCAAAAGCCUCCACUCAAGAAAGGACGCUAA
Aureobasidium vineae is the source of this 1023-nucleotide messenger RNA. The record is from the annotation of a GenBank genome assembly. NCBI's taxonomy places the organism in Eukaryota, Fungi, Ascomycota, Dothideomycetes, Dothideales, Saccotheciaceae.